CCACACCCCGGAAACAUUGGAGAAGCUGACUCCGAACUCCGGGAGGGAAGGAAGAUCUUUGCUUUGGAAGUCCCGGAAAAUGGGACGCACAAGAUGCACACUCACUACACACCCAGCAGUUGCCGGCAGUCUUUUAAGGGGAAGCUCUUUGUACCGGCCUGAGGCGGCUUCAUAUACAGAGAAUUUGCGACCCAGAGGGGGGAGGAAUCCUGCCAGGUCUGGGUUGGCCUCCGCCACCCAGGCACACCCCUCUGUAUCACGGACUUGGCUUUGGCAGGUCCUCUAAGGAAGAAAGACUGUUAAGUUUGUGAACUGGCGUGUGGACAGCGCCUGUGAAUCUGAAAAAUCCAGAGAUGGAGUCCCCAGCCUACCCUCUAAAUUUGACUCUGAAAGAAGAGGAAGCAAAGGAGAUUCGGAUCCGAGAAUUGGAGGAUGGCCCCCUCUUAGAUAUGCAGAAAGUACAAAUUUAUUCAAAAGGCGCAUGGGUACCAGCCCUAUUUGAGGAGGUGGCCAUAUAUUUUUCGGAUGAGGAGUGGGAAGUUUUGACAGAGCAACAAAAAGCCCUCUACCGGGAAGUCAUGAAAAUGAAUUAUGAGACUGUCUUGUCCCUGGAAUUCCCAUUCCCUAAGCCAGACCUGAUCAGUCGGUUGGAAAGGGAAGAGGAGUAUCCUAAUUCUGAUGAGUGGCGGCUCCAGGGAGUAACCUUGACAGAAAAUGAAGAAUCUGACUUUACGACUCCACAAUGGGCAAGCCCAGUGAAUACCACCACCUAUUUCCCUCAACCUCAGCACUUCACCAGCUUUUGGCAUCUGACUCGGGACAUCACUGAACUGUCUGAGUGGAGUGAGGGGUACCCCUUCUACAUGGCCCUGGGCUUCCCAGGGUAUGACCUCUCGGCUGAUGACUUAGCUAGCCGGUUUCAGUUCAGUCGGGGCAUGCGUCGCAGUUAUGAUGCAGGGUUCAAGUUGAUGGUGGUAGAGUAUGCUGAGAGCACUAACAACUGUCAGGCUGCCAAGCAGUUUGGAGUAUUAGAAAAAAACGUUCGAGACUGGCGAAAAGUGAAGCCACAGCUCCAAAAUGCCCAUGCCAUGCGGCGGGCAUUCCGAGGCCCCAAGAAUGGGAGGUUUGCUCUGGUGGACCAGCGUGUGGCCGAGUACGUCAGAUACAUGCAGGCCAAAGGGGAUCCCAUCACCAGGGAGGCAAUGCAGUUGAAAGCUCUUGAAAUUGCCCAGGAAAUGAACAUUCCAGAGAAAGGGUUCAAGGCAAGUCUGGGCUGGUGUAGAAGAAUGAUGAGAAGGUAUGACCUAUCGCUGAGGCAUAAAGUGCCAGUUCCCCAGCACCUGGCCGAGGACCUGACUGAGAAGCUCUUCACUUACCAGCAGAGUGUGCUGACUCUGCGCCGGACACAUGACUACGAAGUGGCCCAGAUGGGCAAUGCGGAUGAGACACCCAUCUGCUUAGAAGUGCCCUCUAGAGUGACUGUUGACAACCAGGGUGAAAAGCCUGUCUUGGUUAAGACACCAGGUAGGGAGAAAUUGAAGAUCACAGCCAUGCUGGGUGUCUUGGCUGAUGGGAGGAAGUUACCCCCAUAUAUCAUUUUGAGGGGGACAUACAUCCCCCCUGGGAAGUUCCCCAGUGGCAUGGAAAUCCGCUGCCACCGAUAUGGGUGGAUGACUGAGGACUUGAUGCAAGACUGGUUAGAAGUUGUGUGGAGACGUAGAACUGGAGCUGUGCCCAGACAACGAGGAAUGCUGAUCCUGAAUGGCUUCCGGUGUCAUGCCACUGACUCCGUGAAGAGCUCCAUGGAAAGCAUGAAUACAGACAUGGUGAUCAUCCCGGGGGGCCUGACCUCCCAGCUGCAGGUGCUGGACAUGGUGGUCUACAAGCCUCUGAAUGACAGUGUCCGGGCCCAGUAUUCCAACUGGCUUCUGGCGGGGAACUUGGCACUGAGCCCCACUGGAAAUGCUAAGAAGCCACCCCUGGGGCUCUUCCUGGAGUGGGUCAUGGUUGCAUGGAACAGCAUCUCAAGUGAAUCGAUUGUCCAGGGGUUCAGAAAGUGCCACAUCUCCAGCAACUUAGAGGAGGAGGAAGAUGACGUCCUAUGGGAAAUUGAUAGCGACUUGACCAGAGAAGCACCAAAAGACUGUGAUCCUGAAAGUGUGGCUGAGGGUAACUGAAGGAAGAGUUGAGGUCAGGAGUGGAUCUCUCAUCACCGUUGCUCUGGUCAUGGCUAGCACUCACUUCUUUUCUGGCCGUUGGUUUCUCUUUUCAAGUUCUCUUUAAAUAAGCCUGCCGUGCCAGAGUAGACAGCAGGCCAGCAGCAUUCUCAUUCAUUCUCUCUCUCUUUCUCUCUCUCUCUCUCUCUCUCUCUCUCUCUCUCUCUCUCGUAUUUCAUUCUGUGGCCUGGAUCCAAGAGCGCCAGUGUAGUGGGUGAGAUGAGCAAGGAGCUGCCAGCGCACUUCACAUGAGAGCAGUACCACAGCUAAAGGUUACUUGGGCAUAAAAGCAUAGUCCGACAUUGUCUGUUCACAAAAGCUUAUCUGAAAAGACAGCUCCUUCUCUUACACAUGCUGGACUUUCAGGGCUGGUCUCUUUACUUGCAUUACUUCACACAGUUGCACUGCCUUUUGCUCAUCUGCAGGACCAUGACCCAGGGAGAGAAUGAAGUCUGCCUUUAGUACCUCUGAGCCUCAGGUCUGCGUCCUAGGGUGGUCAUGCCAUGCCCACCAGGGAGAUGAUAAUAUGUAGUGCUUGCUUUCCUCUAUGAGGGUUGAGAGUCUGAAAACAUCCUAGUCUCAUGGAACUUCAGAUGGGGUGAGCUAUUACAGUCAGUUCCUGUUGUCACCAGAUGUCUGAAGGGCAUUUUAAGUUGAAUCUUGGAAGUUGUGCAGAGCUGCUUCAGCAGUUAGGAGAACAUCUGUUCUUGCAGAGAACCACAGUGUGGUUCCCAGCACCCAUGUCAUGCUGCUCAUAACCACCUGUAACUCCAGCUUCAGGGGACCCAGUGACCUCUUAGCCUCCUAGGCACCUGCAGUCACAUGCACAGUUCCACACACAGAAACACAGUAUAUAUGUAAUUAAAAGUAAAUCUUGGGCUAGAGAGAUGGCUCAGCAGUCAAGAGUGCUUACUGUUCCUUUUUACAGAGGACUGGGGUUCAGUUCCCAGCACCCACAUGACAGUUCACAACCAGCUGUAAUUUCAGUUCCAGGGGAUAUAGUGCCCUCUUCUGUCCUCUGUCAGUUCCUGCACGAAUGUGGUGCACACAGCCUCAUGCCAGCUCACAUGUAUAUACAGAAAAACAAACCUUUUUUAAAAGUUAAUCUGCACUGGAAAUAGUAGUACAAUGAGUAAAAUUUAAGGCCCUAAGAUCAUCAAGUGGGGGUGGGGGGUUGUGUGCAGAAGAGGAGAAACUUUGGAAGGAAGCAGGAAUGGGAGCCCAGCAGAGUCCACCUAGCAAAAGCCUGGGGCCCCCCACACACACCUUGAACAAGCAGGAGAAUGCCAGAGUAGGGAACACAUGGGAAGCACAGACAAGUCACCCAUUCUCAUUCUCUUUUUCAGUCCACCUGCAGCCUUUGAAAAGGAAAGUGGCCUGUCUUUAACAGAAGACCUAGAACUAUCUUAACAUAUCUUCCCCUUUAAAAAAGAAAAAAAGUCUACUAGUGGACAUUUUACUUGCCCGCCCAUUUUGUGCUGUAUAAUCACAGGCUCUUGGUGACAUACACCUCCUUCCUGCUCUCAUCUCCUACCCUUGACACUGAGCUCUAAACUUAGGGUAGAGCAAGCGGUUCUUCUUACUGCAUUCCAGGUAACUGUCAUGCUUUCUUCCCGUGUCCCCACUCUGUAUAACAAAGGCCUGUGGAUUCAGGCCCCUUUCUGUUGACCACUGCUGCCCCAAUAAGCUCCAGACUUUGAGUUGCAGUUUUGUCUUUUCUCAUUCUUGCUUUUCCCCUCUCUGUUAGAAAACAUUUUCAAUUUUCUAAGCAAUUUACCACUCCAGGAAUCCAAUCAAAAACUGUCAGAAGAGGAGAGGGCAGAAAACCAUGCUAAGGCACAGCUGUGCACACAGGUACUCACAUCCCACAUCAGCUUGAGCUUCUCCUCCAGAUGCCGCCCUCACUCUACAGCUGCUGGGGAGUGAUGGAAAAAGACAGGGAUUCACAGCAAACAAGAUCCACAAGGCAGCCAUUAAACCACCUCCUGACAUGGAAUAGAAUACUGUUUUUGUUAAAAGUUAGAAGAUAGCCAGAAAUCCAAGCUAACUAUGAUUGAAACAUGUGGGAGGAAAAAACUUGUAAGAAGAUGGCUGCAGAGAGAUCAAAAAGGGCAAUGAGGCUGUGAGCAUCCCAGGUCUGGACGCAGCCAGAGUACCCCAUCUCAAGACAGCCCCACCCAUCCACCCCAUAUGGUGUCAGCCAAGCCUAAGACCCUUAGGUUUAGCCACAAGCUUAGAAAAGAACCAUUCCACCCCAUUUCUCCUUUUGCAGCUGUCUUCCCUGCCCAUCACAGAAGCCUGUAAACACGAAUGGACAGAUAUCUCCUGGAGAAGAGAACAUGGUUCAGCACCAGGAUGCACCGUCACUGCAGCUCUUGUGUCUAUUCCGUGGAGCAAAACCUGGAGAGGAUACCUUUGCACAUGCUUCAGUAGAACCUGUUUCCACGCAGGUCAGGACUACAGAAAAGCUUUUGGAGAAACCCGUCACUCGUGUACUCCUGUUACUUACACAUCUCACUGAGCCAAUGAGAUUAAUAACAGGAAAAUCGAGUGCCAGAAGAUGGCUUUUCUGUAGGUAAUCUAGGUUAGUAUGGAAGAUAAGCGUUUUAAGAUAAAUGAUGCUGUUACACUUGACCUUCUUAAUCUGGUUGGCAGCUAGAUCUUUUUCGGGUCUUAUUGAAUGGCCCUGCUUUCCCCGUUACCCUCUUGAAUGAGGCAACCCUUUGGUACACAAGCCAAGUCUCUAAGUCAUCUGCUGUCUACACAGAACAACCCUCUUUAAUGAGGCGACCCUUUGGUACACAAGCCAAGUCUCUAAGUCAUCUGCUGUCUACACAGAACAGGGCCCACUGACCCGUACUUACUUGGUUAAUUUCUUUAAUAUUUUUAUCAAAAGGGCAGUGGGAGGGUUUGGGCCUUGAGCUACAGCUGCUUUUAGACUUCAACUCUACAAGACCAGGUGUGAGUCACCGACUAGUGUUUCCACAAUAGUAAUUUGCAUUCCUGCCUAAGUCAACUGUUACGAAAAACAUUCCUUCAAAGCUAUCUGUGCUGCAAAAGUUCUACCAGAACCUCGUAGGCAAAGCCAUUGCUAGAUCUGUCAUUCCAAAUACUCAAUCUGGCCAACAGGUUGCUGUGACCACUUCUUCCUCCAAUCAGCUCAUGUGGACGCUGUACGCUUCUGGGCAUCUUUACCAGUUUCUACUCAGGUACUCAUUCUUGUGUUUGCCGUCCACUUUUCUGAUCUGUUUUAACCAGUCAUUACAGCUGCCCUGUUUGUCAGAGUUCCAAACACAUGACCCUGACUUCUGAGAUCUGAAUGGACUGACAUUUUGUUUGCCGUCAGCUUUGUCUGCACUGUCUUGUCAUCCCCACAUGGCAUGUUAUGCUCCAUACCAUCGGUGGUGGUGGUGGUGGUGGUUUCUUCCUUCCACUGUCCUCUUUCCCAACUCUGUUUCUCUUGCUUUCGAGCUUAAACGAUGCCAUGUUGGGGUUUCCACACAAGCCAGGUAUCUUGACAAAGAGUAGAAAAUAGACAACUUCUGUUUCAUUCCAUAACACCACCAUCAGCUGAGAUGCCUUACAGGUUACAUAGCACUGGAACUUUCCUAGAGUGGUGGUUCUGCUGUCAGGGUCUUCUGGGUGCUUUCUUCCACUGAGUUAAGAUGAUCUAUGCCUAACAGAGCCCAGUACAGCUGUUUAGCAGAAUAACGGUUACCAAGAAUUACCAUAGCACAUUGAGACUGUACUCCCUACUAGAUAGAAACUGAUCCCAGUAAUAAACUUUGAUAACAAAGACAA
Peromyscus maniculatus bairdii (prairie deer mouse) is the source of this 6017-nucleotide messenger RNA. It is a transcript of the gene Pogk, whose product is annotated as pogo transposable element derived with KRAB domain. Gene Ontology annotation, biological process: regulation of DNA-templated transcription. Lineage: Eukaryota; Metazoa; Chordata; Mammalia; Rodentia; Cricetidae. The record is from RefSeq and is a predicted model, not a curated record. Gene Ontology annotation, molecular function: DNA binding. Gene Ontology annotation, cellular component: nucleus.